GGACCUGCCACUAUGGGGGACAUGAAGACCCCUGAUUUUGACGACCUCCUUGCUGCCUUCGACAUUCCAGACAUUGAUGCAAAUGAAGCCAUUCACUCUGGGCCGGAAGAGAACGAGGGACCAGGAAGCCAGGUGAAGCCAGAACCCAGUGUGAGGGACGAAUCUGGAGAAACAACAGCAGCAGCUGCUGGGGAUGGUGCUGGGGCUUCAGCCCAGGCUUCUGACCAUGGCCUGCCGCCACCAGACAUCUCGGCAGUCAGCGUUAUCGUCAAGAACACUGUGUGUCCUGAGCAGCCUGAAAGCCUAGCUGGGAGUUCAGGAGGGGAAGGGGCCCGAGCUGGGGGGGUGACUAAGGAAGGGCCUGUGGGCCCCCGUGUAAUGCAAAAUGGCUUUGGGAGCCCUGAGCCAUCCCUUCCAGGGACACCCCGCUCUCCAGCUCCUCCCAGUGGAGGUUCUUGGAAAGAAAAGGCCAUGGAAGGCAAAGCUCCCUUGGACCUCUUUGCUCAUUUUGGGCCUGAGCCAGGAGAGCAUCCUGACCCACUGCCUCCCUCUGCACCUUCCCCACCUCGAGAAGGGGCCAUGACCCCACCUCCUUUCUCCACUCCCUUUGAGUUGGCCCGGGAGAAUGGCCCAGCUUUGCUUCCACCUAGAUCGUCCCCUCCAUUGGGAGCCUUGAAGCAGGGCAGCUGCAGCCCUCUUUGUCCUCAAGGCCUCGGCCGGCGAGGUUCCAACUCCAGCCCUGAGACCACAAGCAUGCCUGCCAGCACCUCACCUUCCCGUGUGGCUGGGGUGCCCUUCUUCAAGCAGUCUCCUGGGCACCAGAGCCCACUCACCUCCCCUGAAGUGCCGGGUUGUCGUCCUGUAAAGGAAGAGGAAGAAGAUGAUGAGGGACCAGUGGAUAAGUCUCCCCCAGGAAGCCCCCAGAGUCCCUCUAGUGGAGCUGAGGCAGCAGAUGAGGACAGCAAUGACUCCCCUGCCUCGUCCAGCUCCUCUAGGCCCCUCAAGGUGCGGAUCAAGACCAUCAAAACGUCUUGUGGGAAUAUCACGAGGACUGUUACCCGAGUCCCCUCAGACCCUGAUACUUCUGCCCCUCCAGCUGAGGGGACCUUCCUGGCUGAGGCCAGUCUCCUAAAGCUGUCUCCAGCACCUCCGACUCCUGAGGGUCCAAAGGUGGUGAGCGUCCAGUUGGGGGAUGGCACGAGGCUAAAGGGCACCGUGCUGCCGGUGGCCACCAUUCAGAACGCCAGCACCGCCAUGCUGAUGGCAGCCAGUGUGGCCCGAAAAGCUGUGGUUCUGCCUGGAGGGACAGCCACCAGCCCUAAGACGAUGGCUAAAAAUGUGCUUGGCCUGGUACCCCAAGCCCUGCCCAAGGCUGAGGGGCGGGCUGGGCUGGGGACAGGAGGGCAAAAGGUGAAUGGGGCCUCAGUGGUGAUGGUGCAGCCUUCGAAGCCAGCCACUGGGCCGGGGGCAGGGGGCGGUACAGUGAUCUCGCGGACCCAGUCAAGCCUGGUGGAGGCCUUCAACAAGAUCCUCAACAGCAAGAACCUGCUGCCUGCCUAUAGGCCGAACCUGAGUCCUCCUGCUGAGGCAGGGCUGGCCCUGCCUCCAACAGGCUACCGCUGCCUUGAGUGUGGGGAUGCCUUCUCCCUGGAGAAGAGCCUAGCCCGGCACUAUGACCGUCGAAGCAUGCGCAUUGAGGUCACCUGUAACCACUGCGCCCGCCGCCUGGUCUUCUUCAACAAGUGUAGCUUGCUGCUGCACGCGCGUGAGCACAAGGAUAAGGGGCUUGUCAUGCAGUGCUCACAUCUGGUCAUGAGGCCUGUGGCCCUUGACCAGAUGGUGGGGCAGCCGGACAUCACACCCUUAUUGCCUGUGGCUGUCCCUCCUGUCCCUGGACCUCCAGCCCUGCCUGCCUUGAGCAAGGGUGAGGGAGCAGUUCCAUCCUCUGCCAUCACUACAGUUGCUGCUGAAGCCCCAGUGCUGCCACUCUCAACCGAGCCACCUGCUGCCCUUGCUACCUCUGCUUACACGUGCUUCCGCUGCCUGGAGUGCAAGGAGCAGUGCCGGGACAAGGCUGGCAUGGCUGCCCACUUCCAGCAGCUUGGACCCCCGGCCCCUGGGGCCACCAGCAAUGUGUGCCAGACCUGUCCCAUGAUGCUCCCUAAUCGCUGCAGCUUCAGUGCCCACCAGCGCAUGCAUAAGAAUCGGGCCCCCCAUGUCUGUCCUGAGUGUGGGGGCAACUUCCUGCAAGCCAAUUUUCAGACCCAUCUUCGAGAGGCCUGUCUGCAUUUCUCCCGUCGAGUAGGAUACAGGUGCCCCAGCUGUUCAGUGGUGUUUGGGGGUGUGAACUCCAUCAAGUCCCACAUCCAGACGUCGCACUGCGAGGUUUUCCACAAGUGCCCUAUCUGCCCCAUGGCCUUCAAGUCUGCACCCAGCGCGCAUGCCCACCUUUACACCCAGCAUCCCAGCUUCCAUACACAGCAGGCCAAGCUGAUCUACAAGUGCGCCAUGUGUGAUACCGUCUUCACUCACAAGCCCCUCCUCUCCUCACACUUUGACCAGCACUUGCUGCCCCAGCGUGUUAGUGUGUUUAAAUGCCCAUCCUGCCCUCUGCUCUUUGCCCAAAAGAGGACCAUGCUGGAACAUCUCAAGAACACCCAUCAGUCGGGACGCUUGGGGGAAGAGACUGCUGGGAAAGGGGCUGGGGGUGUCCUUCUGACCCCUAAGACUGAGCCUGAGGAGCUAUCUGUGUCUCGGGGAGGGGCAGCCCCUGCUACUGAGGAAUCGUCUUCAUCUUCAGAAGAAGUACCCAGCUCCCCUGAGCCCCCCCGCCCAACCAAGCGCCCCAGGCGUGAACUAGGGAACAAAGGCAUCAAGGGUGGGGGUGGGGGGCCUGGCGGCUGGACCUGUGGCCUUUGUCACUCUUGGUUCCCUGAACGUGAUGAGUAUGUGGCUCACAUGAAGAAGGAGCAUGGCAAGUCUGUGAAAAAGUUCCCCUGUCGCCUAUGUGAGCGUUCCUUCUGCUCAGCUCCCAGCCUGAGGCGCCACGUCAGGGUCAAUCACGAGGGUAUCAAGAGAGUUUAUCCAUGCAGGUAUUGCACAGAGGGAAAACGCACCUUCAGCAGCCGUUUGAUCCUGGAGAAGCACGUCCAGGUCCGGCACAGCUUGCAGCUUGGAGCCCAGUCCCCUGGCCGGGGGAGUGCCCUGGCUCGGGGCCCAGGUGCCAGAGCCCAGGGGCCAGGACGGAAACGCCGCCAGUCUUCUGAUUCUUGCAGUGAGGAGCCUGACAGUACAACACCGCCAGCCAAGUCCCCCAGAGGUGGACCUGGGUCUGGAGGCUACGGCCCCUUGCGCUAUCGGAGCAGUGGCUCAGCGGAGCAGAGCCUCGUGGUGGGGUUAAGGGUGGAUGGUGGUACCCAGCAGUGCCUCGACUGUGGUCUGUGCUUUGCCUCCCCAGGCUCUCUGAGUCGGCACCGGUUCAUCAGCCACAAGAAGAGGCGGGGUGUGGGUAGUACAAGUGCCCUGGGGCUGGGGGAUGGUGAGGAAGAGGCUCCUCAGCCAAAGUCUGACCCUGAAGGUGGAGAGUCACCUUUGCCGGCUUCUGGGGGCCCAUUGACCUGUAAAGUGUGUGGCAAGAGCUGCGACAGCCCACUUAACCUCAAGACCCAUUUCCGCACGCAUGGCAUGGCCUUCAUCAGGGCUCGGCAAGGAGGUAGUGGGGAAAACUAG
Messenger RNA from Chrysochloris asiatica (Cape golden mole), 3729 nucleotides. RefSeq names its product zinc finger protein 687 (gene ZNF687). The transcript is spliced from 8 exons. NCBI's taxonomy places the organism in Eukaryota, Metazoa, Chordata, Mammalia, Afrosoricida, Chrysochloridae. The record is from RefSeq and is a predicted model, not a curated record. Bases 13 to 3729 code for a protein of 1238 amino acids.